Messenger RNA from Thamnophis elegans (Western terrestrial garter snake), 2243 nucleotides. It is a transcript of the gene NFU1, whose product is annotated as NFU1 iron-sulfur cluster scaffold. Bases 47 to 793 code for a protein of 248 amino acids. The record is from RefSeq and is a predicted model, not a curated record. The transcript has 8 exons. NCBI's taxonomy places the organism in Eukaryota, Metazoa, Chordata, Lepidosauria, Squamata, Natricidae. Gene Ontology annotation, biological process: iron-sulfur cluster assembly. Gene Ontology annotation, cellular component: mitochondrion. Gene Ontology annotation, molecular function: iron-sulfur cluster binding; iron ion binding.
GCUCGUCAGGCGCCUGCGCGGGGUCCUUCAUGGGAAAGGCGUCAAGAUGGCGGCCGCGCGGCGUCUGGGGGCGGCGCUGGGGGGCCGCUUUUGUCACUUGGGAUUAAGGAGUACAAAUGUAUCAAUUAAACAACAAUACCGUUUUGUUACCCCACACAAAGCCUUCCUGUUUCCUGCAGUGCCACAGAUGUCAGUGAGGUCUCUAUUUAUUCAGACACAGGACACUCCAAAUCCCAACAGUUUAAAGUUUAUUCCAGGAAAACCAGUCCUGGAGUCCAGAACGAUGGAAUUCCUGUCUCCUGCUUCCACCUACUGCUCUCCGUUAGCAAGGCAGCUCUUUCGGAUUGAAGGCGUUAAAAGCGUAUUUUUCGGAACAGACUUCAUUACUGUCACAAAGGAAAGUGAGGACGUGGACUGGAACUUAAUAAAGCCCGAUAUCUAUGCAACUAUUAUGGACUUCUAUGCUUCGGGCUUGCCCAUUGUUACAGAAGAGGUUCCUCGUACAGACACAGCCCCAUCUGAAGAAGACGAUGAAGUUGUAUUAAUGAUAAAAGAACUAUUGGAUACCAGAAUCAGGCCAACAGUGCAGGAGGAUGGGGGAGACGUCAUCUUUAAGGGCUUUGAAGACGGGAUUGUGCAGUUGAAGCUGCAGGGUUCGUGCACCAGCUGCCCCAGUUCCAUCGUCACUUUAAAGAGUGGGAUACAAAACAUGCUGCAAUUCUAUAUCCCAGAGGUGGAAGGCGUGGAACAGGUGGUGGAUGAUAAUGAGGAAAAAGAAGUGAAGUCAACCUGAAUCAGGGAAGAGCCCCGGACUGUGGGCAGAAAUUAUGUGCCAUGGUGGGUUUGUCUAUAUUGGCCCAAAUGCAGUUUCUUUAUUGGGCCAAUUCUGGUUUUGUUUCACUGUGUAAGAAAACAAGCAAAUAGGAAGAGUGUGGCCCGUCUUUGCUUUACAUCAGGGUCUCCAACCUUGGCAACUUGAAGCCUGGUGGACUUCAACUCUGAGAAUUCCCCAGCCAGCAAAGCAUGGCAAAGUUGCCAAGGUUGGAGACCCCCUGCUUUACAUGAACAAAAAGAAGAAAGCACACAGAAUAGGCAUGUUCCCAACAGUUUCUAAAAUAUAUGCUUCCUCCCUUGGAUUCAAAUAUUUUCUGAAGUAUCUCCAAUUAUCUUCCUGAAUAUCAGUUAUCUAUUUAUUUGGCAGGCUCUCUCACUUGCUGGAGAUGAUUUGGUCAUGGAGGAAUUCCUUUAAAUAAAAACCUUUUCUCCAGCUACUUAGAUUCCAAAAAUAAUUUUUUAAUUGCGCUCUUCUCAGGAGGCUUAAAUUUGUAGUUUUCCUUUUUUUUAAAAAAAUGCCCAUGGGUUUAAUGAAAUGUCCAUAAUGCCACUGUCAUCUACCUUAUUUGCAUAGAAACUAUCUGAUAAUACUUUGUUCCAAAAUUCAGCAGACUUCACUAUCCUUCUUGGUGAUCUCAACGGAGCCAAACGUUCUUUUUACAGUCAGACUAGAUUUUUUUUUCCCUUGGAGCCUGAGCACACUUACUGAGCACACUGCUUUGGAUGCAGAAUGAUGAUCUCACGUGUGAAGUUGAACUUGUCCAGAAAAACGUCUUGAAUCUGUGGUGCAAAGGAAUCCAUUUGCGAGUGCUGCUUGGUUGCUGCUAAGGUGUUCAUAGAUGCUGCGAUUGUAAGGAAAUAAUUGAAGGGUGUCGUGGGUCCAGUAAAGUCCAUCAAGUGCAGUUUUGGAGGAACACGUCAACCGAGGAGCAGCUAGGGGUCUCUAAAGAUGAGACCCUUUCUGCAGGACACUAUAAAAAUGGCUCAGCCUGAGGGGGAUAGGCGUGUAGCUUUUGAGGAAGGGCCUUCCCUUCCUUCUUCAGAGCCAUCCUCAAAGACAGCAAGAAGUCUUGGGGAAUGGUGGGAGCCAUUGAGGAGAUAGGCUGACCCAUCCAUUGCUCAAUUAGGGCUUUGAAAGAGACACAGCAAGGUUUUAUGUGCUUCUUCCACCUGUUUCUGGAAAAUAAAAGGACAAUAUUGCUCAAACCUGGGGUGAAGUAGCUCUUUUCCUUGCAAAGCCUAGCAGCUGAGACAUGCCCCUCCUUAUAAGGUGACAUUCCAUUGAGUCCUGGAAAUUUGAGACGGCUGAUUUCAAAGCUUUAAAAUCAGUUUAAAGUAAAGCAAUUGUGAAUGUGGCCAUUCUAGAACUUUGCCUGUGCAUUGUGAAUAAAGACGCUUUGUGGCUCAAA